Molecule: messenger RNA, 2970 nt
Organism: Anneissia japonica
Lineage: Eukaryota; Metazoa; Echinodermata; Crinoidea; Comatulida; Comatulidae
Product: farnesyl pyrophosphate synthase-like
Exons: 10
Coding region: 124-1419 (431 amino acids)
Biological process (GO): trans, trans-farnesyl diphosphate biosynthetic process
Cellular component (GO): cytoplasm
Molecular function (GO): (2E,6E)-farnesyl diphosphate synthase activity; dimethylallyltranstransferase activity
Source: RefSeq, a predicted model, not a curated record
AUCCUCACCAGGUUAAAAGAAUACCCUACGAAAAACGUGAGAACAAUUUUAAUUUAUAAAUAUUUCUAAAAGCUGCGGCGAGACAGGUGUAAAAUAUUCAAGCAUGAAUAUAUAUUACUAGAAAUGAUAAGGAACUCGGUAUUCACAAUCGAAAGAACAGUACUACCACUCCUUUAUCUUAGUUUGAACUCCGUAACAAGUUUACGAUGUUCUGCGGCUAGGCCUAGGCCAAGGCCAAUCAAACUAAAGGUAGGAAGCCGUGAAUGUUCGUUCCAUUCUGCUGCAUUAACAAGUACGAACCGGCCUAGGCCUGUGUGUAGAUCUCAUAUUCAACAUAAAACAUUAAAUGCUCAUUACCUGACUUCAACAACUAAAGUUGCUAACCUUUUAGGAUGUUUUAACAAAGAAAAAUUUAAAGAAGCUUUCCAACUGGCAACAGAAGACUUGAGGGGAGAAGGUCUGAAAGAAGUGCAAGAUGCUGUCAUCCAGUUAGACAAGAUGAUUAAUUACAAUGUGUUCGGAGGUAAAAUGAAUCGUGCUAUGGUAGUUCUUGGUUCCUUCAAUUCACUUGCGUUGCCUGAGCAAUUGACAGAUAAAAACCAACAGAAGGCUGUUCUUUUAGGCUGGUGUGUGGAGUUAUUGCAAGCAUGCUUUCUUGUUGCUGAUGACAUCAUGGACCAGUCCACUAUGAGACGCAGCAAACCUUGUUGGUAUAAGCUUGAUGGUGUUGGACUUGCAGGUUUUAAUGAUGCAUUCUUGCUGUACUCUAGUAUCCACUCAAUUCUGAGAAAUAACUUUAGGGAUGACCCAUGUUAUAUGUAUCUAGUGGAAAUAUUUGAAAAGGUGCUGCAGCAGACUACAGUUGGUCAGUCUCUUGACCUUCUUACCUCACCGACUGGCAAUACAGAUUUGACCAGAUUCACCCAGGAAAGGUAUGAUGCUAUUGUGAUGUGGAAGACAGGCUUUUACUCAUUCUACAUGCCUGUAGCUCUUGCCUUGUAUCUUGUUGGAAUAUAUGACGAUCAAACACAUAACCAAGCAAAGGAAAUCCUCCUGAAGAUGGGACACUUUUUUCAAGUGCAGGAUGAUUAUUUAGACUGUUAUGGUGAUCCUGCAACUAUUGGUAAAGUAGGUACAGACAUCGAAGAAAACAAAUGUAGCUGGCUCAUUGUACAAGCAUUGGCAUUAGCUGACCAACGACAGAAAAAGAUUUUAGAGAUAAACUAUGGCCGUGAUGAUCCAAAUAAAGUUGCCGUCGUUAAAGAUGUUUUUAAAGAAUUAGAACUAGAAUCAUUGUACAGGAAAUUUGAGCGCGAAAGCUAUGCAAACAUUCAGAGUGAUAUAGACAAUCUGAAGACUGAUUUACCCAAGGAGUUGUUUUUAGAGUACGCAGCAAAGAUUUAUCAACGAGAAAAAUGAAAUGCGAUUAAACAAAAUAACACAUAUGGCUGUGGAAGCUAAUAGUAAAUACAUGAGGGAGAGGCAUUUAGGUGAAUUGAAUUAAAAUGAUGACAUCCCAAGGGGUCCCAUGCUGGAUAACGCCACUUCUGGGAGAUCUGGAAUUUGAGCUUUCUUUACACUUAUAACUUAUUUUGCUGCACGUGGGGAUACCAAUUGCAAGCUGGCUUCCAGGGACUAGUAUAAUAGGCCUAAUAUUCAGAAGACUCGGAAGUCGGCCUGCAAUGGGUGUCACUACACCCAUUGCACUAUUAGGAAUUAGUAGAAGAUGGGUUACUGUCGGGUGAUCUUUGCUUGCUUGUAGGUGUGUGAGAGGGCGUACCGAUUUCAAAGACACUCUGCGACUCACAGGAGACUUAUGACCCCUGAGGUCAUUAUCAAAAUUAAUUGUUUAUUUACUGUAUUUUCUGUACUGGGUGUGAAUACAGUAUGGCCCUCUUCAUGCCAGUCUAUAAAAGCAUAUCUGAUUAAUGAGGUCAUGUUGCCCUCCUGUAUGUAGGUUGGAACAGUUGAAAUAAAGGUGUAACCUUUUUUUUUAGCAAAUGCUCAGAUACUCAUUUCUUUAGUUGCAUUAUUUUUACACAUUUUUUUACUGCAGCAAUGGACAACACAAAUGUGAAACUGCAGGUGGAUUACAGUAAAGGAUAGACUUGAGUUUUGGGUUUUAAAACUCGUAACACCAGUGUCUUCACAUCCAUAUAAUGUUGUUGAGCUUAAUGUUCCCAGUUUCUCACCAUGCUUGUGUGAACAUAUCAAUACUGGACUUUAGAUUUUUUUUUUAAACUGGUUUUAAAAAGUCUCCUCAUAUCAAUAUAAUGUUUUCCCUAAUGUUCUCAGUUUCUAUCAGAAAAAACACUAUAUGUUUUUGUGAACGUAAACAAAUGGAUACAGUAUUUGGCAUUAGGGAAAUCUGUUAUUAAGCUAAAAAUUUUUAUAUAUAAUUUGAACUAACUUUUAUAUAAAAAUGUAUGUUCUGUUGUUUUUGUGUGUUUGUACUGUAUCCUGGGCAUAUGAGGGUAAAGAUUGCCCUAAUCUGAGAUGUAAACCCACGCUAACCAAGAAAUAUCUAAUUUCCAGAGGUCUGUUUGUUGAUAGUUUGUUGCAGAUCUUUCAUAGUUUAAAUAUAAACUGUUUGUACUCAGCUAAGUAGAAAUACUUUAAUAAUAAUUGUUUAAUUGCUUACUUCAUGUGUGAUUACACACAGUACUAGUUUGAAAUCCCAUUCAUACAGAUUAACUAUUUCAGGUGUAUGAUUGUGCUCGGGCGGGUGCAGAGGGGACAGACGGUGCGGUCGCACCCCUCUAAAUUGUAUUAAGAAAAAUAAUUGUUGUAUUGUUGUAAGGUAUGAUAUUGCAAAUCCGGGCACCAAGAGGGAGGCGCAGAUUCAGACCUCUUCGCACCGUUCGCCAAUAUAAAGUGAUAGCAGUGUCUGGUGGUCUUGCGAAUUCCAACUCUUUCUGUCAGAAAUGCCACCUACCUAAACCAAAGACAAAAAUAUAUCGACAAAAUAAA